Molecule: messenger RNA, 821 nt
Organism: Eutrema salsugineum
Lineage: Eukaryota; Viridiplantae; Streptophyta; Magnoliopsida; Brassicales; Brassicaceae
Product: UDP-glycosyltransferase 84B2
Exons: 1
Coding region: 39-821 (260 amino acids)
Source: RefSeq, a predicted model, not a curated record
CUCAAAUCUAAUAAGUAACACCUCUAAACAAAGCAGAAAUGAGAAAUAGUGAGGGUCAAGAAACACAUGUUCUAUUGGUAGCACUACCAUUUCAAGGUCAUCUUAAUCCAAUGCUCAAAUUCGCCAAACAUCUCUCACGACCGAACCUCCGCUUCACUCUCGCCACCACCGAGAAAACCCGUGACCUUCUCUUCACCGCAGCCACCACCGCAGACGAAGAACAUCACCGUAGCCUAGUGGACCUUGCUUUCUUCUCCGACGGUCUGCCUAAAGACCACACAAGAGCCGCAGAUUCUCUCAUACCAUCGUUGAGAAAAGUCGGAGCCAAGAACUUGUCUAAAAUUGUCGAAUCAAAGAGAUUCUCUUGCAUCGUCACUGUGCCUUUUGCUCCAUGGGUUCCAGGUGUUGCAGCUGCAUAUAACAUCCCUUGUGCAAUCCUCUGGAUCGAAGCUUGUGGAGCUUUCUCCGUUUAUUACCGUUACUACAUGAAGACGAAUGCUUUCCCUGAGAAUCUCGAAGAUUUGAAUCAAACGGUUGAUUUGCCAGGUUUACCAUUGUUGGAAGUCGGAGAUCUCCCUUCGUUUCUCUUGCCUUCUUCAGGAAGCCAUUUCAAUAGCCUAAUGGUGGAGUUCGUCGAUUGCUUGAAAGAUGUGAAAUGGGUUUUGGUUAAUUCGUUCUACGAGCUCGAAUCAGAGAUAAUCGAAUCGAUGUCUGGUUUAAAACCCAUGAUCCCAAUUGGUCCUCUGGUUUCUCCGUUUCUGUUGGGAGCUGAUGAAGAAGACAAAACCCUAGAUGGUAAGGAUCCGCCGCCGCGGAUAUGA